This is a messenger RNA of Archocentrus centrarchus (flier cichlid), 1107 nucleotides long. RefSeq lists its product as uncharacterized. Gene Ontology annotation, molecular function: GTP binding. The transcript has 3 exons. The record is from RefSeq and is a predicted model, not a curated record. NCBI's taxonomy places the organism in Eukaryota, Metazoa, Chordata, Actinopteri, Cichliformes, Cichlidae. Bases 1 to 1107 code for a protein of 368 amino acids.
AUGAAGGAACUGAGACCAAAAAUAAAGAACUUUGGAACUCUGACCAGAGUCACUGUUGGUGAAAAAAAUCCAAACAAGACAAAUAAAACCAUCUUACUUGUGGGUGAAUCAGGAGCAGGAAAAUCUAAACUCGUCAACACUCUGUUCAACUACGCCAUGGGAGUGAAGUUUGAGGAUGAAGUCUGGUUUCAGAUCGUAGAGGAGGAGGAGAAAAGUCAGACAGAAAGUCAGACAUCAGAUGUGAUCGUGUAUGAGAUCUGUUGUUUUGAAGAUGAAAUUCUGUCCUGCUCUCUGACCAUCAUCGAUACUCCUGGAUAUGAAAUCACCAAAGGGACAAAACAUGAAGACAUCAGACAUGAAAAAUUAUUGAGCUUGUUUCAAUCAGACGAUGGAGUUCAUGAAGUUCAUGCUGUGGGUCUGGUGAUGAAGGCAAGUGAUAAUCGACUGAGUGACCGACUGAUGUACAACCUGAAUUCAAUGAUGUCUCUGUUUGGAAAAGACCUCGAAAAAAACAUCGUAGCUCUCAUCACACACUCAGAUGGAAGAAGACCUAAAAAUUCUCUUCAGGCUCUUGAAGCUGCAAAAAUUAAAUGUGCCAGAAAUGAGAAGAAUCAGCCUGUUUACUUCCUCUUUAAUAACUGCCAGCAUGAAGACCGAACAGAGGAAAGAGAACACCUGCAAAAUAUUAAUGAAAUAUCAGAGAGGGGGAUCAGAGAGUUCACAACCUUCCUCAAAAAAACUGCACCUCUGAAACUGACGGUAACUGUGGAAGUCCUGAAUGAACGAAUCACACUGAAAGCCUGCAUUCAAAACCUGCGAGAGAGAAUCGAACUGACUGAACUGAAACAGGCAGAAAUCAAACAGAUUCAAGAAGGUCUGAAGAAACAUGAAGAAGAGAUGAAGAAGAAUGAGGAGUUCACUGUAGAAGUUGAUGAGAUCGCCCUGAAAGCUGAUUCAGUGUCCACUAUUGUCCAUUUGGACUUCCUGAUUGAGAAGAUGAAGGAGGAACGAGACACAGAGAAGGUCCAGAAACUGGAGGAGAUGAAAGACAGAGUGGAUGAAGGAACCAGAGCAGCUCUGAGAUACAAACAGUAUCUGGUAAAAUAG